CUUUAUCCCUUGCCACUUUUCUUCUGCUUCGCUCCCACCCUGCAAGUCAGCAUACAAUUUUCCAAUCAAAUGGAGGGAGGCAAACAGAGAUAAGAUAUAAAAAUCAUCAAACAGGUCAAAGCUGGCUCAACCCCUCAUAAGAAGGAGUUCAUAUUCUUAAGAAUAACAUACAGACAGAUAUUCCAAAGUCAAUCUCUGGUUACUGCCUGAAAAUGUUGUUUACGCUUGGACUUCUCCUCCUUCUCACACCAUUUGCUUCACUUCAAACUAGCACCAAUCAGAAGAGAAACUCUGCAGGAAAUGCCUUGACUAAAACCAAUGUUGCUUUCACCGUUCCAAAACAAAAAAACAGCAGUCCCGCUAAACUGACCGGUCGUCCCACCCUAAAUCCAAACAUCAAUCAAACAGUUUUACCGACCCCUCUCCCCAACCAAAAACCUCCAGUGAUAAACGCUACAGUAAACACCAGAGGUAAACCCAGACCAACCGUAAACUCGACCACUGUGACCCCAUCAGUGAAGACAUCCACAGCGAGUGGAACUGUAACCAAGAAAGACAAGCUCACAGUGUCAGUUAAUCAGACAAGUUUAGCUAAAUCCACAAGAGGCAAUGAAGUGAAGGUUAUAAAGGACAAUCCUGGACGUACUGAAACCUUCAAUGAUCAGUCAGGAUCCACAAGGUCAGCAUCAGUCAACGGUACGAAAACCACUCAAGACAAACUCCAACUUAAUGUCAAUCAGACUGCUUUUGAAAAAUCUCAUUCAGACAGCAAUGGGAAGAUUGCCAAAGUCAAGCCAGGCCCCACCGUAGUUCAAAAUGCUCAGUCAAUAUCCACAAAGUCAGCCAGCGGGACUAAAACCACCAGAAACAAGUUCUCAGCCUCUGUCAAUCAGACUGUUGUGAAAUCUCCCUCCACCGGAGAAAUGAAGAACACUAAAGAAAGGCCUGCCCCCACAGUCCAAAGUCCUCUCUCAACUUCAGCAAAGGCCUCUACAACCAGCGGUUCUGCAGCUGUCAAAGAGAAGACCAUGGUCCAUGAUAAUCAGACUGUAAGUGUCAAAGAUUUGAAGAAGGUUCCAACUGUCACGGCUGCAAAGGUCGCUGCAACCAGUGCCCCAGCAAGUGUAAAACCUCGGAUCACAUCCACUGCUGAUCCUGCAGUUGUGGUCAAAUCUCCUUCUACCAGUGAUGUGAAGAAUUCCAAACUCACAGAUCAAACCUCUGCGGACCAGGCAACUGUAAACAAGGCUCCCAGCGAUACCAAAGUAAAGACUGCCCCUUCACAGCCAAUCAAGGUGGUUAUUGCUAAUGACUGUGAAUCAAGCAACACCAAAGAGCAUGAAAUGAGCCUAAAACCUGGUACUCCAGUGGUCAUGACACAUAAGAUCAGUUUGAUCCCCACUGGCUGUACUGGCAGUUGUGAGUCCGAGAUGGCUGAGUUGAAAGGACGCUUGGCCAGGUUGGAGAGAGAGAUGUCUUCGAUGAAGAACAAAUGUCCAUGUUCUGCAAAUUGUCCAAAUGAUUGUAGUGACAAUGGAGAAUGUCAGAAAGGAAAAUGCAUCUGCAAGGAAGGAUUCAUGGGCCCAGACUGCAGUACCUGUGCACGAGGAGCCGACUGUAAUAAAAGAGAAGCCAAAGGGACGAUCAAGGUAAAAUUGGACACAGAGGUCCAGAAAGAGAAUAAAGAAAGAACCACUAUGAAGGAAAAUAUAGAGGACAGAACAAAAAUGGUAGCGCAGGUGCAACUGGAAAAGAAGGACCAGAAGAAGGGGACUAAUGCCAAGGAGACUGACACGAAAUCAAAGUUAGCCACUACUGCAAAAUUAGGUCUUGCAAAUGCACAAAUAAAUGUGGAUGCUUCUGAGAAGAGAAUUACGAUAAAAGGUUCCACAAAGGCCACUGUCCCUACUGUUGGCCAGAUUUUGCUGAAGCAUGAUGGCAGAAAGCAAGAGGAGUCCCAAAAAGGCAAAACUAUGACAUCAGGUACAAAAAAGACAGAGUUUAAAAUUAUCAAAGAAGGAACCGUGGUUAAAUCAUAUUCAAAAUCAGAUCAACUCAAAGAUGAACCUCACUCCAACAUAACCCAGAGUGGUGUCACUAAUUUAAACGGAACGGCGAAAUUAGGAAAAAUUCUUACCAGGAUUGUGGCAACAAACAAAACCUUGGCUGGAAAGGAGACCAAGGAGCAGUUCACAGUCACUGGAAAGAAUUCAACUCAAUCAUCAGGGUCAAAGCAGAUUAAAAAUGUAAAAUUGCACUCUGUUGAUGAAAACACUGAAAAACAGACCGGUACUACAAAAGUGUCUACUGUUGAAGACAUAAUCAUGGAUCCUACCAAAACCAAACAAGGGAGAUAUUCAGUAACGGAUGGUAAAACCGGACAUACGUCCACAUCUGUGGUCUCUGGUGAUGACAGAAAAUCAGAUGCGAGCAAGAAAACUUUGCAUUCUGUUGAUGGCAAAACCGGACAAGGCAGACAUAUUACAACCGAGCACUCUGCCGAUGCUAGCAAGACUGGAAGAGGGAGGGAUACCAUCAAAUUGCAUCCUGUUGUUGCCAAGACUGAUCAAGGCAGACCUGCUACGACUACCCAGGUGGUGGACAACAGAAACAUAGAUGCUAGUAAGACUGGGAAAUUGAAAAUCAUUAAAACUUUGCACUCUAUUGAUGGCAAGACUGAACAAGGCAGAGCAACUACAACUGCCGUUCGUAAGACUGAACAAGGCAGACAUACUGUGCAUUACGUUGAUGACAGGAAGACAGAUGCUAGCAAGACUGAAAAUGAGAGAGAUACUGGAGCAGAGCGUUCUGGACAAGGCAGUCGUGCGCACUCUACUGACAACAAAAACACAGAUGCUAUCAAAACUGGGCAAGGUAGGAGUACCAAUACAGUGGUCUCUGUAGAUGCCAAAACUGGAAAAGGAAAAGAUACUUCAACUGUACAUACUUCUAUCGAUACCACAGAUGCAAGCAAGAUAGGAAAAGGGAGUGUCACAGUGAAGAGUCAAUACAUCGUGGAUGCCUCGAUUGUAGCUACUUCAGAGAACAAAGCUCGAGUUUCCCAGAGCCAAACAACUACCCAUGGCGGCUCUAUGACGAGUGCCACAAAAACAGGAGGGUUGGGUUCUGUGAAGGUUGUAAACAUCUCUUCCCAUAGCUUCAUCAUCUCAUGGUCAGCACCACAAGGAAUGUUCAAGAACUUCACAGUGAUUAGAAGAGAACCACAAGCAGAAGGCGAUGAGGAGGACUUUCAAGAGUUUGAAGAGGAAGCUUUUGGGGGAGAGAAUGUUCAGGCAGCAAAAAACAAAAUGGAGGUCCAGGUACACAAGGAGAGCACUUCCUCUUCAAGUAAAGUUAUAGCAUCAAGAAGUAAAACAGAAACCAAGAGGAUCAUGCUGGCGGUGCCUGGCAAUGUGCGAUCUGUGGAGUUUAGUAACCUUCGCACAAACACGCGCUAUUUCCUAUACGUAUAUGGAACUGCAGUGGACAGAAAAUCCAAGAUUCACAAAAUUAUUGCAACUACAGGUCCUGAGCCAGCCACAGAUAUGGUUUUUAGCAACAUAACAGAGACAUCAUUGAUGGUCUCAUGGUCCAAACCCAAGACGACAAUAACGGGCUACACAAUCACGUACACCCACAUUGUCACAGGUGAGACCCAUUCAGUAAAUCUGGACUCCCGACAGACUCAUGUGGUUCUUUCCAAGUUGUCUGCUGGAUCUUCCUAUAUAAUCACUGUCACCACAACACAAGGCAGAGUCCAGAGUGAUGCUCUUGUGUCCAUUAUCACAACAGUUCCCGCACCACCAACCCACCUCCGGGCUAUCAAUGUGACAGACACCAGAGCAGUGCUGCAAUGGACUCCCAGUUUGGGCAAGGUAGACCGUUUCAUCAUCAGCUACGAAUCCUCCAAGACUCCUAAUGUAACCGUGACGGUGAUGGUGUCAGGAAACUCAGUGGAGCACCAGCUGAGAGGCCUGCAGAGAGGCACCGUGUACACCAUCAAAGUCCUGAGCCAGAAGGACAGUCUUCAGAGUGCAGCCAUUACAACUAGUUUCACAACUGCAAAUGUGGUCAAAGCCAGCGAAGUGGGUGCACGUUCUGCUUUGAUUGUUUGGAGAAGUUCUACUGUGGUUUAUCACAGCUACAGACUGAUCUACCAAGUGGUUGGAGAGGAGGCAAUGGAGUUAAUUCUGGAGCCCACCAUCACGGAGUAUAAACUGACAGGGCUAUUACCGAUGUCACGCUAUAACAUUCUGGUAGAAGGCGAGAGAGAUGGACAUUACACGUCAAUUGUUACCACGGAAUUCAUCACAGGGAAGCUGCGUUUCCCCUACCCGACUGAGUGCUCUCAAGAGCUGCUGAAUGGAGCUCUUCAGUCUGGAGAGGUAGACAUCUACCCCCAGGGGAAAGAUGGCCAGGUCCUGAGAGUCUACUGCGACAUGGAGACUGAUGGAGGCGGUUGGACGGUGUUCCAAAGAAGAAUGAGUGGAAAAACUGAUUUCUACAGGACCUGGAGUGAAUACAGAACCGGUUUUGGAAACCUUAGUGAAGAGUUCUGGCUCGGAAAUGAGAUUCUCCACAACUUGACCAGCAUUGGUCCUGUGAGCUUGAGGGUAGACCUGCGAUCCGGAAAUGAAACCGCUUAUUCUCACUACGCUAACUUUUCCAUUGAUUCUGAGGAGAAUUAUUUUGCCCUCACUGCGUCUGGAUACACAGGAACAGCAGGUGACUCUAUGAAGUACCACAAUGAUCGUCCGUUCUCAACCCGGGAUAAGGAUCCUGACUCAUUGGGUAUCCACUGUUCCCGGGCUUAUAUGGGAGGCUGGUGGUAUAAGAACUGCUACAAAACCAACCUCAAUGGCCUUUAUGGCAUCAACACAAAUAAUCAGGGAGUGGUGUGGAUAGACUGGAAAGGCAAAGACUCCUCCAUCCCCUUUACCGAGAUGAAGUUUAGACCAUCUAGGUUCUCUCCUGCAACACAUGGCUAAGGGUGAUCGAGCUCCCACGACGAACUCCAGAUGAAGGAGGAGUCUCAUAGUUGUGUAUCACUUUUCAACAGUUUGUUUUCUGAGUGUUUCACUUUAACGGAAUCUUAUCUUUGUUGAUCUGUUGACAUUUCCAUUUUUUUUUUUUUGUCCGGCCCAUCCAGUUCAACAGGGUGGCGUUUGACUCAUCUCACUACUACUGUAAAUAUGCACUGUUUCAUUCAGUUGAAAUAAAUGUGGGUUUGGUUUUACAUUAAAAACAUCCCGUUACGGGAAAA
Molecule: messenger RNA, 5263 nt
Organism: Syngnathus acus (greater pipefish)
Lineage: Eukaryota; Metazoa; Chordata; Actinopteri; Syngnathiformes; Syngnathidae
Product: serine-rich adhesin for platelets-like
Exons: 16
Coding region: 213-4988 (1591 amino acids)
Molecular function (GO): protein binding
Source: RefSeq, a predicted model, not a curated record